Didymella exigua CBS 183.55 is the source of this 365-nucleotide messenger RNA. The record is from the annotation of a RefSeq genome assembly. NCBI's taxonomy places the organism in Eukaryota, Fungi, Ascomycota, Dothideomycetes, Pleosporales, Didymellaceae.
CUCUCACAUACGACCAUAGGACGUUGAAAACAAGGCUUCCCGUUCGCUCAGCCCUAUUUAAGCAACGUACCGGCGGAUUAGUAGUUAGGUGGGUGACCACUAGCGAAUACCCGCUGUUGUAUGUUUAUUGUUAUUUUUUGCCUCAGAUCGCAGACUUUUUGAUUCGACACAUGUACCGGCAAACGCGCUGCAGGAUGGCACGCCUGCUACACGUGGACCAUUCCUCCAUUUUUGUAGUCGUGGGUUCAGCCUUGCUGUCUCGUCGCACAAGCGUACCUCGGGUCCGCUACGCGCGUAACCCCAGCCAACGCACACAUGAAGCAAGAAACCGCCGCCACGCAACCGGCCGUGUCUACAUCGGCUAA